UUGACUGACUGUGUGUAACAUAAAGUUUGUUUUCAUUUCUUCAUAAUAUUAUUUUAUACGUAUUAUAAUAAGAGAAAAUUGCUUUAAAAUGAAAGACGGAAGAGCACGAAGACUUUAAUGUAUUACUGCUAGUAUCUAGAAUUAAAAACACAAAAUUAUAAUUACCAAUUACGAUGGACUUCUCCAAAAUAUGUCGUAUUUGUCUGGAUUCAUCCAAACAAACAGUUGAUCUUUUUACUAGUUUUUCUAGUAAAAGGAACACUUUUUAUAGUGAUAUGCUAUCUGAAUGUACUACAUUAAAGCCUCACGAAAAAGAUGGAUUACCCCGACAAAUAUGUAAAGAAUGUAGCAGGCAGCUGAAAAGAUCGUAUGCAUUCAAUAAACAAUGUGAGGACAGUGAGAAAGAAUUAAAAAUUCAUAUAUUAUCAAAAAAAGAUAGUGCUCAGAAAUUUUUGCCAAAUAAUACUGAUGAAACAGAUGGCAACGCAUUGAAAGAUGAAGAAAUAAAGAUUGAGGUGAAAUUUGAAUUGACCGAACUUAACAGUGACAUUGCAAACACUAAUAAAUCUAAUGUGAAUAAGGAUGACAAUAAUGAUGUUAAAACAGAACCAGAUUUUAAUCAUGUCAAUGAUAGUUGCUGGGAUGCAGAUGAUGAUACUCUACUGCAGGAAUUAAGACAGAGUCCUGAUACUGGAGAACAAGAGCAGAACUGUGAGAAAGAAGUAGAGAAACCUAAAAAGAAAAGAGGAAGGAAGAAAAAAGAUGCGGAGAGUAUAUCAGAUGCUCGGAAACCACACCAAUGCGACAUCUGCGGAAAGUUCCUCAGCACGAAGAGUAAUCUUAAGGCUCACAAGAUCUGCCAUACGGACAUGAGGCCGUAUAAAUGCACAGAAUGUCCCGCAACAUUUAGAGGACACAGUGCUUUGUUUCAACAUAAAAAAGUACACAGCGGUGAUACACCUUAUCACUGUGAGUUCUGCUCGAAGAGAUUCAGCCGUCGGACGGGGCUCAUCAACCAUGUACGGAUACAUACAGGUGAAAAACAAUAUAGUUGUGAUAUAUGCUUCAAAAGUUUCAUUCAGAGCGCGCAACUGUCCAUACAUAUGAAACGGCACAAUGGUGAUAAACCAUUCCUUUGUCAGGACUGUGGAAAAGGUUUCCCGAUAAAAGCCGAUUUAAUGGUGCACCAACGCAUCCAUAAUGGUGAGAAACCAUAUUCAUGUAACCUCUGCACCAAGACAUUUGCCACCUCCGGCAAUCUGUCUAUUCAUAAGCGGAUUCAUAACAAGGAAAUUAGAUACAAUUGUAAAGAAUGUAAUCGUGGUUUCGUUACAUGCAGUGCAUACAGUGUUCACUUGAAACGUCAUAAAGGCCAGAGGGACUACUCAUGCGAGUGUGGCAAAUCAUUUUAUACAUCAUCCGCUCUCAAACAACAUAAGACUGUCCACACAGGCGAGAAGAAGUACCAGUGUAAAAUAUGUGAACGGAAAUUCUCACAGUGUAGUCAUUUAAGCCGCCAUUUUAAAAGGGACCAUUUGAAAGCGAAUGCUCCUGUGCCUUCGUCAGAUCAUUAUAAAGUGGUAUUAGACAACGGUAGUAAUAAAUUUUGGACUGUAGUCGAUAAUAAUAUCCAAAAGAUCUCAGAAAACGAUAAUGUAAACAUUGAGGAUAAAUUAACUCAUGCUCACAUUUUGAAUGUAACAGAGAAAUGUAAUGGGUCCUAGUGAUGUGCCAUGUAUUUUAGUUUACGAUUCGAUACCGUAUAUUGUGUAGGGUCCUAAUUAAAAUAUCUACCUCAAUAAAAAUUAAGUACAGUUCGAAUAUGUAACACAUACUCGUAGACUUUAAUACCUGAUCUAUUUUAUACAACAAAAUUAUUAUCUUCAUAUAAUAUGAUCAGGUAACCCAUAUUCAAAUUAAAUAUAUUACAAAUUCAGGUUGCCUUUACAGCAAUUUUUAAGACUUAUCUAAUGCUAUUUUAUACAUGUAUUUGUGAUUAAUUUACUCAAAAUGAAAUAUCUCAUUUUUAGUUUUUUUUAUGAAAUGUUUUAUUCAUUUAUUUGUAAAAUCUUUUUUCUUUUAUUCAGUAUGAGAUUUAUCUAUGUUAGUUUUAUUGCCUAAUUUAACACU
Messenger RNA from Achroia grisella, 2130 nucleotides. RefSeq names its product zinc finger protein 239-like. The coding region runs from base 174 to 1724 and encodes 516 amino acids. NCBI's taxonomy places the organism in Eukaryota, Metazoa, Arthropoda, Insecta, Lepidoptera, Pyralidae. Gene Ontology annotation, molecular function: zinc ion binding. The record is from RefSeq and is a predicted model, not a curated record. Gene Ontology annotation, cellular component: nucleus. The transcript is spliced from 8 exons.